AUGAUAUUCUCCUAUUUAAAUAUUUCCAUCAGUUUAGUUAUUUUAUUAAAAAUAACAUCAAUAGAUGGUUUGGCGACUAGUUGUCAGAAAAAUCGAUUUAUUGAUUAUAAUCAAUUGAUAGAAACAACUUGUCUAAUAAACGAUUGUAUACGCUUAUACAUUUGUUCCGAUACUUUACCAUGUAAAUGUAAACGUGAUUUUGUUGUUCAAUAUAAUGUCAGUAUUGAACAUGACGAUGAUCAAGAUGAUGAACAUGAUGAUGAAACUGAUGCACAAAGGUUCCUUCAUUUCGGUGUUAUUACACAAGCACCAGUUGGUCAUAAUCGAACAAUAAUUAUUGGUGAAACUUAUCGAUGUUUUUAUGAUGAACGUGAUGUAACAACUGUUUUUUGGAUUAGACCAAAUCGACAAACAUAUUAUAUUUUAUUAGUAUUAUGUCUUAUAUUAGUUUUUGCUAUUAUUCUUGUACCGAUAAUGUAUGUUAUUUUAAUUCUUAAAUUUACUAAUUCACAAACCAAAAAAAAGAAUCAAAAAUAA
Adineta steineri is the source of this 537-nucleotide messenger RNA. The record is from the annotation of a GenBank genome assembly. NCBI's taxonomy places the organism in Eukaryota, Metazoa, Rotifera, Eurotatoria, Adinetida, Adinetidae.